UUUCGAUAGUUCCGUGAGCUCGUUCUAUUCGAUCCAGCAGCGUAUCAUGCACUAUUCUUCGCUGUAUCCGCAGGAGCUACCCUGGAAACGCUGGCUGCAUACGGCAAAUUUUAUUUUGAUAUUUGGUUUCUUUAUAAUGGUGCUCAAUCUGCUGUUGCUGAUGUAUAUUGUGAUCAAUAUUGGCGACAUGAAUGAGGUGAUCAAAGGUUUCUUUCUGCUGGCCACCUGCGUUGCCUGCGCCCUGAAGAUAUUGUCGCUUAAGUUCAAUAUUCUAGAGCUAGAUCGACUCUUCGCCCAUAUGCAUGAUGCUGAAUUUAAGCCUCUCAGCCUCGAGGAGCAACGCAUCUUUCUCAACGCCCGUCAGCUCAGUCGCACCACGCGCAAUUCCUAUAGCACCGUCUCGCUCUGCUCUCUGGUAACCAUGCUGCUAACUCAGUACGCCAUCGAUAAUACCCAACUGCCGUUGGCCACCUAUGAUCCGUUUCAUGGGGAGCGUGGCUCGUUUGGCUUCCGCUUUAUGUAUGUUUAUCACUGUUGCGCUCUGUCCUCGGCCUGCUUUCUGAACAUCACCUUCGAUUCGCUGUGCUGCUCCAUAUUCAUAUUUAUCCGAGGCCAAUUGGAUAUCUUUGCCUUGCGUCUGCAAUCCAUUGGAAAGGGCCUCCAGUCAGAGAUGGCCACGGAUGCUGAAAUGCUGCUGCAGCUGAAGCGUUGCAUUCACUAUCACAAGAAAAUCGUUGAGCUAACAGCCGAUAUGGAGGCCAUUGUCUAUAAGCCCAUUUCGGGUCAGAUAUUUUGCUCUGUGCUGGUCCUAACCGCCAAUUUCUAUUCCAUGUCACAGUUAACUGACGAGACGCUGUUGCUGCUCAAGAUGUUGAUCUAUCAGAACUGCAUGCUCACACAGAUCUUUAUAAUCUGCUACUUUGCGGGUGAGAUUACCGAGCGCAGUUAUGGCCUGCCCCACGACCUAUACAAAUCCAAUUGGGUUGGCGCGCAUCGCACGAACCAGCGGCUGCUGCUGAUGCUGAUGCAGCGCCUGGACCUGCCCCUGCGAAUCAAAACAUUGAACAGCAGCCAUUCCUUCGACCUGAUGCUCUUUAGUUCGCUCAUUACCUCAAAUGUCCUUGACUCGGCGAGCCUUUAUAAAGGCUCUGCAGCUGGGAUUCUGAUGUCGGAACAUCAUGAAAUCACGUCAACUUUCUAUAAAUAUCAAGUAUGGUAUUUCAAUUUUCUGGGCGUGUGGCAAGUGCCGAGGCAUGCCACACGCUGGCAGCGCUGCUUGCAUCAACUGCGCUUCUGCCUCAUCCUCAGCAUUGUGGCCAUCAUGCUGCUCUUCUUUGCGAUACGCGUGCUGGCCAACAUCGACCAAUUGAAUGUCAUUCUGCAAGUAUUCUUCAUGUUUGCCACCGAGGUGUCGUGCAUGUCCAAGCUGCUGAGCAUCAAGCUUAGGAAUCGUAAUCAUGCCCGGCUCAUUGAGGCAAUGCAUUCGUCGUGCUUUCGUCCCGGCUCCAAGAAGGAAGCGUUGAUAUUUCGCCGCGGCGCCGAGCGUUCCAUCAAGUUGCGGAAUUUCUAUGCGUGCACAUCGCUGUUGGCCGCCAGCCUGAUCCUGGUCAUGCAGUGGUUCGUCGACAACAAUGCUCUGCCCCUGUCCAUGUACGAGCCGUGCGAUCUGCUCAGCUCCGGCUGCUACUAUGGCCUCUAUUUCUAUCAGGUGAUGUCGCUGAUGCCUACCUGCUGGCUGAACAUUGCCUUUGACUCGAUCGCUCCUUCGUUGCUCUACUUUCUGGAGACACAACUGGCCAUGUUGGCCUCCCAUUUGGAGAGCUUGGGCACGGCCGAAACAGACGAGGAUAAUCUGAGAAUAGCUCGGGAGCUGCGCAAUUGUUGCGUUCACUAUGCUCACAUUUUUCAGCUUAAGGAUCUCGUCGAUGGCUUCAUUAAGGUGCCAGGCUCGGUGCAGAUGCUCUGCUCCGUUCUGGUGCUCGUCUCCAAUUUCUAUGCCAUUUCGAUUAGGACGAAGGAAACUGCUUUUAUGAUCAUGAUGGCAUCGUAUCAGUUUGUUAUGUUGCUGCAAAUCUUCAUUAUUUGCUAUUCGGCCGAUGAGAUGAGCUAUCGGAGUGCAGUGCUAUCCCAUUCACUAUAUAGCGCCGAUUGGACCACUUGGAACAGGAGUAAUCGGAAAUUGGCUUUGCUAAUGAUGUUGCGCUUUAAUGAGCCGCUGCAUAUGCAUACAUUGAAUCACUCUCAGUGCUUCAAUUCUACUACUUUUUCAUCCAUUGUGAAUUGCUCCUACAGCUAUUUCGCUUUGCUCAAGCGUGUGAACAGUUAAGCUUGCCGCCAAUCUUUGAAUUUUAAACACUUAUCGAUAAGCGAUAAGUUGACGAUACUCUUGAUAUUCAUUGCUAUUAUAGUUUUUACGUUCAUUUUUAGCACGUUUUUGUAGCAGCACAAUAAAUGCACUAAAAUAUACCGAUGUACU
This is a messenger RNA of Drosophila navojoa, 2476 nucleotides long. It is a transcript of the gene Or46a, whose product is annotated as Odorant receptor 46a. Lineage: Eukaryota; Metazoa; Arthropoda; Insecta; Diptera; Drosophilidae. The record is from RefSeq and is a predicted model, not a curated record. Gene Ontology annotation, molecular function: odorant binding; olfactory receptor activity. Gene Ontology annotation, cellular component: plasma membrane. Gene Ontology annotation, biological process: detection of chemical stimulus involved in sensory perception of smell; sensory perception of smell.